Messenger RNA from Paraphaeosphaeria sporulosa, 449 nucleotides. RefSeq lists its product as uncharacterized. The coding region runs from base 25 to 288 and encodes 87 amino acids. Gene Ontology annotation, biological process: mitochondrial electron transport, ubiquinol to cytochrome c. Lineage: Eukaryota; Fungi; Ascomycota; Dothideomycetes; Pleosporales; Didymosphaeriaceae. The transcript has 2 exons. The record is from RefSeq and is a predicted model, not a curated record.
CGCUCAAUCGCAUACACAAUCACCAUGGCCGGCGGAUCCACAUCGAACGGCGCACGCGUCAAAGCCACAUGGCACAUCGGCGGCUGGGGCAACCCCUACGAGGGCGGCGGCCAGCCCGGCAAGGGCAUCGUGACGUACGGUCUGUCGUCGAACCGCCAGCGCCCGUUCGCCGGCUUCUUCACCAAGGGUGUCUGGAACUCCGUUAGGCGGGUGCGCAACCAGGUGCUGUACGUUGUGCCGCCGUUCAUCGUGGCGUACAGCGCGAUGCAGUGGGCUAUCGAGAGGUGAGUGUUGCGAGAAUCAUUCCUUUGGAGGCGAGAGGAAGAGGGCACUUAAGUGGGCAGUAAAAGUGGAGAGAUUCUUAGGACGGAAUAUGGAUGCGGACAUGGGAAGCCGGACCCUGAACUGAUUCGUGCCACAGGAACGAAUACCUCAACUCCAAGCAGGGC